Molecule: messenger RNA, 4313 nt
Organism: Marmota monax (woodchuck)
Lineage: Eukaryota; Metazoa; Chordata; Mammalia; Rodentia; Sciuridae
Gene: Usp18
Product: ubiquitin specific peptidase 18
Exons: 4
Coding region: 265-696 (143 amino acids)
Biological process (GO): protein deubiquitination
Molecular function (GO): cysteine-type deubiquitinase activity
Source: RefSeq, a predicted model, not a curated record
GGCGCUCAGCCAAACGCUGGCCAGGUGGCAGGCAGAGGCAGCGCGCAGCGCGGGUUGCCACCGGGAGCUCUGCUUACCGUGCGGAGUUGGUGAGGAGCUCAUCGAGACCGGACGGGAAUUCAGUUUCAGUGGAAGCUCGACGCUGCUAGGCCCUUGAGAGGCUCUGUUGCACCUGGCCCAUGUGAGCUCCUCCUGGAAGUUAAGUGGUGGAGUCCUGAACACCUGCCAGGCAGCCUUGGCCUGGGGAUUUUGAAGUCAUCAUUAAUGGGCAAAGUGUUCGGGUUCCUGAGAGAAACUUGCCAGUUAAUCCUGGCUGAGUCUCAGCAGUACCCGGGGGAAUCCACCUCGAAGAAGGAAGAGAACAACAACAUGAAGAGGGAGAGAGAACAUUUCAAUGCCUGGGACAACCCUCAUGGCCUGGUUGGUUUACACAACAUCGGACAGACCUGUUGUCUUAACUCCCUAAUUCAGGUAUUCAUAAUGAACGUGGACUUCACCAAGAUAUUGAAAAGGAUAAAAGUGCCAAGGGAAGCAGGAGAACAGAGAAGAAGUGUUCCCUUCCAGCUUCUUUUGCUGCUGGAGAAGAUGCAAGACAGUCGGCAGAAAGCAGUGCGACCCAUGGAGUUUGCCUACUGCCUCCAGAAGUACAAUGUGCCACGUAAGACAGUCCUUUCAGUUCUGGCUGCUGCCUACUGAUCUAAAGAGGCUGGGAGCCUGGGAGGCAAGAGAGUGAGGAAAAGGGCAGUGAAUGAAUCAGGGCUCCGUACUUGGUGCACAUCUGUGAUUGUGGCAGUUUGUGAACCUGAGAUAGGAGGAUCCCAAGUUCCAGCUAGCCUGGCAACUUAGUGAAACCCUGUUUCAAAAUAAAAAAUUGGGGAUAUAGCUCAGUGGUACAACACCCCUGGGGUUUAAUCCCUAGAAACACACACACACACACACACACACCACAUAAUCACCAAGAAGGAAGUGAGGUGACCCUAGGCCCCUUAUUUUUUUAAUUUAAUUUAUUUUCUGGUUAUAGGUAGACACAAUAUCUUUAUUUUAUUUUUAUGUGGUGCUGAGGAUCGAACCCAGUGCUUCACGCAUGCUAGGCGGGCAUUCUACCUCUGAGCCCCAACCCCAGCUCCAAACCCUUAUUUUUAAGGUAUUGGUGUAUAUCUGAAAUUUUUUUAAACUUUUGUUUAUUUUAAUAUAUAUUUUUUGUGAUUAUUACCAGUUUACUAUUUUUUCCAAUGAUUUUCUUUUUAAAUUGGCAUAACCAUACGUUUAUGGGAUAUAUUGUGGUAAUCUGAUGCAUUUUUUAUACAUGUGUAACAGUCAAAUCAAGGUCAUUAGCAUUUCCCUUUCCUUAAACACUUUCCAUUUCUUUGUGUUUCAAAGCUUUGAACUCCUCUCUCCUAAUUGCUUAUAAAGUGCAUAAUAAAUAGUUGUCAGUAGUCACUCUACUGUGCUCUAGAACAUUAGAACUUACUGCUACUAUCUAACUCUAUUUUGGUACCUGCUAUUCAACAUCUUCCCAUCCACCCUUCUCUCUACCCUUCCUAAUUUCUAAUGGCUACCCUGUGACUUUCUCCUUCUUUGAAAUCAACUGUUUGGUUUCCACAUAUAAAUGAGAAUGUGUGGAACGUGUCUUUAUGUGUUUGAUUUAUUUCACUUAACAUAAUGUCCUCCAAUUCCACCCAUAUUUUUGCAAAUGACAGGAUUUCAUUCUUUUUAAUGGCUGAUUGAUAUUCCACUGUGGAUAGAUACCCACAUUUUUUCACUCAUUCAUCGAUCCAUUGGUGAACAUUUAGUUUUUUAUUAUUUCUUGGAUAUUGUGAAGAGUGCUGCAAUAAAUGUGAGAGUCAGAUGUCUCUUUACCCAACUGUGUGUAUUUAUGCCAGUACCAUGCUCUUUUGGUUAUUGCUUUAUAGUAUGUUUUGAAGUCAGGUGUUGUAAUGUUUCCCUUUUUGUUCUUUUGGCUCAGGUUUGCUUCAGCUCUUCAAGGUCUUUUGUGGUCCCCUAUAGAUUUUUUUCUAGUUCUGUGAAGAAUGUCAUUGGUAUUUUGAUAUUGUCCUCUUCAAUUUCUUUCAUCAGUGGUUUAUAAUAUUCAUUAUAGUGUUAGGUCCAUUUGCUCUAUACUAUAAUUUAACUCUGUUGUUUCUUUGUUGGUUUUGUGUCUGGAUGAUUUGUUCACUGAUGAAAGUGGAGUAUUGAAGUUCCUAAGUAUUAUUUUAUUAUUUAUUCAGUCUAAGAAUGUUUGUUUUAUACAACUGUGUGCUACUGUGCUGGGUGAAUAUAUAUUUAUAGUUGUUAUAGCUUCUUGUUAUCUCUUUAUCAUUCUGUAGUUAUUUUCUUGUCUUUUUUAUAAUGUUUUCCUUAUAGUCUAUUUUUUUAUUUCUGCUUGGUUUUGGUUUCUGUUUGUAUGUUAUAUAUUUUCCUGUCCCUUAAUUUUUAAUCUGUGUGUAUCUUUACUGGUUAAGCGAUUUUCUCGUAAAGGCAUAUUUUUGAGCCUUACUUUUUAAAAUUCAUUCAUCCAGUCCAUAUCUUAAUUAAGAGAUUUAACCCAUUUACAUUCAAGGUUAUUAUUGAUAAGUUGAGACCUAUUUCUGUGACUUUGUUAAAAAUUUUUGAUUUUUUUGUGUAUUUCUUGCUCCUUUCUUCCUUUCUUGUCCAUUCUUAUUGAUGGGUGGUUUUUCUGUAUUGGUAGGGUGUGAUUCUCUUCUCUUUUUCUUUUGGUUCCUGCUUGACCAUUGAGUUUUGUACUUUUGUGCAUUUUUGUGGUGGUGGUCAUCAUUCUUUCUCUUCUGCCGAACUCCCUUAAGCGUUUCUUGUCAGCCUGGUGAUGAAUUCCCUUAGUUUUUGUCCUGGAGACUCUUUAUUUCUUCUUCAUUUCUGAAGGAUAUAUCUGCUGGGGAUAGUAUGUUGAUUGGCAAUUUUUUUGUUAGUUCAAGAUUUCUUUCCUGCUCAAUGGAGGACUUUUAGAUCAAAUCUAUUGGGACUCUUUUAAGCUUCCUGGACGUGAAUAUUUGUAUCUGUCCCCAAGAUUUAGAAUGUUUUCAUUGAUUAUUUCAUUGAAUAGAUUUAUUAUGCCUUUUUCCUUCUCAUCUUUUCUUUUGGGGGGUUACUAGGGAUUGAACCCAGGGUGCUUAACCACUGAGUCACAUCCCCAGCCCUUUAAAAAAAUAUUUAUUUUUUAGUUUUAGGUGGACAUAAUAUCUUUAUUUUUAUUUUUAUGUGGUGCUGAGGAUCAAACCCAGUGCCUCAUGCAUGCUAGGCUAGUGCAUGCUAGUUGUGCCACUGAGCCACAACCCCAGCCUCCCCCAGCCCUUUGUAUUUGUUUAUUUUGAGACAGGGUUUCACUAAGUAGCUUAGGGUCUCACUAAGUUGCUGAUGUUAGUCUCGAACUUGUGAUCCUCCUGCCUCAGCCUCCCAAGUCACUGGAAUUACAGGUGUGCUCCACCAUGCCUGGCUCCUUCUCAUCUCUCAGUUAAAAAAAUUUUUUUUGUAGUUAUAGAUGGACAGCAUGACUUUAUUUUAUUUGCUUUUUUUUUUGUAUGUGGUACUGAGGAUUGAACCCAGUGUCUCACAUGUGCCACGUAAGCACUCUGACACUGAGCCAUAGCCCAAGCCCUCCUUCUCAUAUCUUGUAGCACCCACUGUAUGAAUAUUUGCUUAUUUAAUUGUGUCCUGUGGACCUUAAUGGCUUUUUUAGUUCUUUAAAAUUAGCUCUUUUUCAUUUCAUUUCUUUUUUUCCCCCCAAAGACCUGUGUUCAAGCUUGGACAUUGUUUCUUCUGCUUGACUAGUUCUUCUGUUAAGGAUCUCAAAUAUAUAUUGUUCAGUUUUUAGCACCACAAUUUUUGAAUGGUUCUUUUUUAUUAUGUCUUUGCUAAAUUUCUUAUUUAUGUCAUGAAUUCUCUUUGUAUUUUUCAUUGACUUGUCUGUCUGUAUUCUCUUGAAUCUCAAUAAGUUUCCUUAAAAGUCAUUCUUUUGAAUUCUUUGUCAGGUAAUUUGAUGACUUUCUUUUCUUCAGGGUUUGUUCCUAGAGAGUUAUUAGGUUCCUUUGGAGAUAUUAUAUUACCUUGUUUUUUCACGCUUUUCUUUCCCAUAUGUUGGAAUUUAUGCAUCUAGUGGGUCAGUUUUCUCUAUUAAAAAAAGUGAGUAUUUGUGUUUCAGAUUUAGAGGAAAAACUCAACUUCUCCCCUUAAGUAUAAUAUCUUUGAGUUUUUCACAUCUGACCUUUAUUGAGUUUUCUUUGUAUUUAAAUUUUUUAGUUGUUGAUGGACUUCUAUUUUAUUUAUUAAUUUAUUAAUAUGUGGUGCCGAGAAUGGAA